AUGGGGCCCCCGGCAAUAGGGGAUCAUGGGGCCCCUGUGUCCUUGCCCAAACUCAAAAAAGCCUAUGAAAAAGAAUUAUACUAUAGUGUCUGUACAGAUCAGAAUCCUUAUCACGGUCAGAAUUAUACUAGAGUCCCCAGUAGUAUAGUGUCCCUGAUUGAUUUUUAUUAAAGAUAUGCAGCAGAAUCAGGGGCAGACUGACAACUCAUGGGGCCCCCAGGCAAUAGGGGAUCAUGGGCCCCUGUGUCAUUGCCCAAACUCAAAAAAGCCUAUGAAAAAGGUACCAGGGGCAUCCCAUGGGGCCCCCUACUGACCCCGGGCCCUCGGGCAGGGCCCGAGUUUCCAAAUGGUCAGUCCGCCUCUGAGCAGAAUACAUUUAGGCCUAAGUUUAUGAAGAAA
Staurois parvus is the source of this 399-nucleotide messenger RNA. The record is from the annotation of a GenBank genome assembly. NCBI's taxonomy places the organism in Eukaryota, Metazoa, Chordata, Amphibia, Anura, Ranidae.